Pieris brassicae (large cabbage white) is the source of this 1644-nucleotide messenger RNA. It is a transcript of the gene Surf4, whose product is annotated as surfeit locus protein 4 homolog. Lineage: Eukaryota; Metazoa; Arthropoda; Insecta; Lepidoptera; Pieridae. The coding region runs from base 105 to 917 and encodes 270 amino acids. The transcript has 6 exons. Gene Ontology annotation, biological process: Golgi organization. Gene Ontology annotation, cellular component: membrane; endoplasmic reticulum; endoplasmic reticulum-Golgi intermediate compartment. The record is from RefSeq and is a predicted model, not a curated record.
AAGUGUAUCCAACUGUCCACACGUCAUUCGACUGCCGACAGCGACAAGCUUGACGACAGUCUGAUUUCGUUGCGGUGGUAGUGUUAGUGAACUUAUGGUGAAAAAUGCUGAUUCCUAAUGAAUAUGUGUCUACCGCUGAAGAUGUCGCCGACCAGGUAAUAAGAAAGGGUAAACAUAUCCUACCAACAGUAGCCCGAUUAUGUCUAAUUUCCACAUUCCUUGAAGAUGGUCUUCGGAUGUGGUUCCAAUGGUCAGAACAAAGAGAUUACAUGGACAUGUCAUGGGGCUGUGGGAAAUUUCUGGCAACUAUGUUUGUUAUAGUAAAUCUAUUCGGUCAGCUUGGUGGAUGUGUCAUGGUUUUGGGAAGAUGGAAGGUUGACAUAGCAUGUGGAGUACUUUUCUUUAUUGUUGUCCUACAGACAUUCGCAUACAGUAUAUUAUGGGAUAUGCAAUUUCUAUUACGAAACUUAGCCCUCAUUGGAGCCCUGUUACUAGUCGUAGCAGAGGCCCGUGCUGAGGGACGAAGCCUAUUCGCAGGCGUACCUUCCCUUGGUGAAAACAAGCCGAAGUCGUACCUGCAAUUAGCUGGAAGGAUCCUGUUGGCCUUCAUGUUUAUCACCUUGUUAAGAUUUGAAAUCUCAUUCUUACAGAUCAUACAAGACUUGCUGGGAAGUAUUCUCAUGAUUCUUGUGACGGUCGGAUACCGCACUAAACUGUCUGCUCUAAUGUUGGUGCUGGUACUCUCAGUACUUAAUCUGUACCACAACGCGUGGUGGGCUGUACCCAGUUACAAACCACUCAGGGACUUCCUUAAAUAUGACUUUUUCCAGACACUGUCAGUGAUUGGGGGUCUUCUAAUGAUUGUGUACCUCGGGCCGGGUGGAGUGAGUAUGGACGAACACAAGAAGAAGUGGUAGUGCGAACUUUGUGAAGGGACAUUGUUGUUAACUAGGCUGUUGUGAAUGAGGUUAUCGUGUUAUGUAACUAUACGCCAUACUGUUUAGUUUGCACGUUUUUGAUGGUUGUGGUAUUUUAAUUUUAAAACUGACAAUUGGUAAUCAGACUUUGACUGCUGACAAUUAACCAUGAUCUAAAUAAUGCCAUUUAUUGGCUAGGAGUAGUAUUAAAACAUAAUCUUAACAUUCCUAUAUAAUCUGUUAGAUUAGCAAAACUUUGGAUUUCCGUCAUUGUUUUAGUGGCCCAAUUAGUUUUAGGUGAAUUAAGCUGAUUUUACACCUUUUGUUAUUCUAUAUUGCAAAGAUUUAAGUUUGUAUCAACCUCUAAUGGUCAAUUUCAAGUAAAUUAUUGAGUUAUAAAGCGCGCAAACUAAGCAAUAAGUUUUUACAUCUAUAAUAGAUUUAACUAUCGGCGUCAAGUGUGAAUUUAUGAAACGCAUCGAGUGUUGGUGACAAUUAUUAUAUUUUAGUAUAGCAAUCCAAUUUUUAUAUACAACUUAUAUUUUAAAGUGUCGUACUCCUCUCUGUGACUUUCUCGCUUUUAUAAUUCUAAAUUGUUGUUUGCCUUGAAGUUUUUAAAAUUUAUUCCGAAUUUACUUAGGACAGUAUAAACACUGUACUUAAAUUCAUUUAUCUACUAUUUACCAUGUAUUUGAAACUGUACAUAUUUAAAAGAUAUAUUUUUAUA